Molecule: messenger RNA, 840 nt
Organism: Fomitiporia mediterranea MF3/22
Lineage: Eukaryota; Fungi; Basidiomycota; Agaricomycetes; Hymenochaetales; Hymenochaetaceae
Product: mitochondrial carrier
Exons: 7
Biological process (GO): transport
Molecular function (GO): transmembrane transporter activity
Source: RefSeq, a predicted model, not a curated record
UUGCAAUGUAGCCCUCCCGGGACGUACAAAGGAGCACUAGACUGUUUGACGAAGACUGUUCGGAACGAGGGCAUCCGCGCUCUGUACAAGGGAGCUACACCACCGGCCCUCGGAUGGACCGCAAUUGACUCUGUCCUUCUCGGAUCCUUGCACAAUUAUCGUCUUUUCUUGAUUCGUCAUGGAAUGACAGAACGCAAGCCUGGAUCAGACGUGAAAAGACUCACCCUCCCUGCACAUGGCAUUGCUGCCCUCUUUGCAGGAUGGAACAGUGCUAUCGUAGCCACUCCUAUCGAGCUCGUAAAAGUCAAGCUCCAAAUGCAGCGACAACGGCAUGCUAAUGAUCGCGAAUUUAAGAAUCCCGUCCAUUGUGUUCGGCGUAUUGUCCAGACACAGGGUUUGUCUGGCCUUUGGACAGGCCUGACGGGAAGCUUGUUGUUCCGAAGCAACUUCUUUUGGAUGUUUAUGAGUUAUGAGGUUUUAAUGCGGGGCUUCGGGCGGCUAGAGGGAACGCAAUUUGAGAUAAGCGAUGGGUUGUCCACCUUCAUGUCCGGCGGCCUCGCUUCCUUUGGUUUCUGGUUCAUGGCCAUCCCGGCUGAUAAUGUGAAAAAUCGGAUGAUGGCUGCGUCCCUUGGUUCGAAACGACGGUCCGCUAUCACUGUGGCGAAGGAGAUACUUCGUGAAAGUGGUAUUAGAGGCUUUGUCCGAGGCCUUACGCCUAUUCUCUUACGCGCAUUCCCAGUGAAUGCCAGUGCACUUUUUGUGUACGAAGGUCUCAUGAAGCUGAUGGGAGCAGAGAAGGUGAGGGUACCCACUCCACCAUCGGACGUCCGUGUGUAUUGA